Eleginops maclovinus (Patagonian blennie) is the source of this 5042-nucleotide messenger RNA. Its product is annotated as CD109 antigen-like. The transcript has 31 exons. The record is from RefSeq and is a predicted model, not a curated record. Gene Ontology annotation, molecular function: endopeptidase inhibitor activity. Bases 1 to 4137 code for a protein of 1378 amino acids. Lineage: Eukaryota; Metazoa; Chordata; Actinopteri; Perciformes; Eleginopidae. Gene Ontology annotation, cellular component: extracellular region.
AUGGAUGUGAUCUGGACUCUAGUUGUGUUUUCAGGAGUUGUGUUUUUUCCUGUGCCUGGUUCAACUCAGGAUUCACGGAGGACAUUGUUUCUGAUCUCGGUUCCGGAGGUGUUGCAUGCUGGGACCCCAACUCCGCUGGCUGUCACCGUCCUGGCUGACUUCCCUGGCCGGGUGAUGGUUGAGGUCAAACAUGGCAGCAUGGUAUUCACCAAAACAGAGGACUUCAAGGAGAUUCAUGAAUCUACUUCCCCGAAUUCCCUCUUAAACUUGACGGUAAGGGGAUACAAAGAGGAUAAUCUAAUUUUCACCAACACCACCACCGUCACAUUCAACCCGAGGAACGUCUCCUCCGUUAUUCAAACCGACAAAUCGUGCUACCAACCAGGCGACACCGUCAGAGUCAGAGUUGUUUCUGUACAGUUGAAUAACCAUCCCUACAAAGGCAGAGUGGAUAUCUCUAUACAGGAUCCCACGGAGAAUGUUGUCUACCAGUGGGAGUCCACAGGGAAUCUGGGGAUUGUGUUGCGGGAAUUCAGUUUAUCCCCAACGUCUCUUCAUGGACAUUGGACAAUCACAGCUGCAGUGAAUGGUGUGAUUGAUGAGAAAGCAUUCAUUGUGGAGCAUUAUGACCCUCCUCACUUUGAAAUGCUCUUCAAGACACCUUUACAGAUCCUCGUUGGAGAUGACAUCUCAGGAUCAGUGAGAGCACUUUACCCCAGUGGACAGCCUGUACGGGGAACACUGACCAUCUCAGUCUCUAUGGCGUCUGAUGUGCACAAUACAGCAUAUACAGAGACUGUGACACAAACUAAAUUGCUUUAUGGUUCAACCCAGUUUGUCUUUGGCAAAGAAAAGCUUCAAGGCAUUAGCGGUCGUGUCAGAGUUGAUGCCUUUGUUACUGACAUCCCUAAAGGAUUUAAAGUGAACAAAACAGUUGAAGUUGACAUCAUGACGAAGAUGUUCCAGUUAACAUUCCAUGAUUUUCCAUCUACACUAAAGCCAUCUCUACACUUCUCUGCAAAACUAAGGAUCUCCAGGUAUGACAGAAAUCCGCUCAGCUCACAGGAUCUAAAACCUUCCGCUGUGAUUGAAGUCACUCAGAGUACAAACACAGGGAACGCUGUACCUACAACUCUGACUCUGCCAGUCCCUGAGGAUGGGAACAUCCACAUUCAGUUUGAAUUACAGGAUCAAGUAGACAUGCUUUUUAUUCAGGUGAGCAAAAUUCAAUCCAGUGAAGAGACUCUGACUGUGUACAAGAACCAGCCCUCUCCUAGUGGCUCAUAUAUUCAGAUCUCACCGGUCAGCACCACACCUGCGCAGAUUGGAUUGCCUCUUCUGCUACAAGUGAAGAGCACAUUAAAACCUACUGGGCUUCACUUUUUGGUGAGUUCUAGAGGUCAGGUGGUGUCCGCUGGAACAAAGAAUUCCUCCUCUUUUUCUCUGACCCCGACAUUGUCCUGGUCCCCAGAGGCCUGCGUCACUGUCUACUGCAUCCUUUCUGAUGGAGAGGUCGCCAGCGACACAGCGCACAUACCCAUCAACAAACACAACGAUGUAUCUCUUAGCUGGAACAUUAAUAAAGCCCAGCCAGGGGAGCAGGUAUGGCUCACCGUGAAUGCUCUUGAAACGAGAUCCCAGGUAGGAAUCGUGGUGAUAGGGGAGCAUGACGGUGGUCCGCAGGCUGACCUGGACUUAAAAGUGGAGAAGCAGGAUUGUAAUAUUAGGAUGUUAACCAAUGCCAGACUUUAUAAGAAAAAGCAGCCUGAUGGACCGGAAAAUGGAGAUGCCCAAGUGGUAGAGAGGUUUUGGAGCCGUUGGAUGGAUGCCAGUGAAUCCCUGCUUUGGUUCAACACAAUUAUCAGUGACCAACCAAUAAAAAGUGAGAAAAUAACUGUGCCAGAUGGUGUCACGUCUUUGAGAGCUGCUGCACUGGUGAUUUCAGACAGCCUGGGUUUGGGCUUCACUCCUGUGCCACAAAAGUUGACCGUGUCCAAAGAUUUCUCCUUGUCUUUGGAUGUCCCAUCAUACCUCAUCAGAAGAGAGGAAAUUGUGCUGGAGGUGAACAUCAUCAACCACUUAGAUUACGACAUACAGGUCAUUCUGCUGCUAGCAACCAGUGAGGCCUACGAGUUUGUUUUGGCAGACAAAGGGGAUGUGUCGGUGGUAAAUGCCCAGAAACUCACCUUAGGUAGUCAUGUGUCUGCUUCAGCUCUGUUUCCCAUAAGGCCUGUGGCUCUAGGUGAGAUAGAAAUAUCUGUAGACGCCGUAUCUGCGGAGGCUUCAGACAGCCUUGUUUGGAGAGUGCUUGUGAAGCCUGAGGGAGUUGAACAGUCCUUCUCAGAGACUCUGUUCCUGGAGGUAGAACCGUUGAAGUUCAACAGCUCUACAUCCAUCUCCUUCUCCUUUCCACCAGAUGUGGUACCGGGCAGCCAGAGGGCCCAUGUGGCAUUGGUUGGAGACAUCUUGGGCUUUUCUAUCAGGAACUUGGGCUCUCUGCUUCAGAUGCCUCUUGGUAAUGGGGAGCAGAACAUGAUCCACUUUGCUCCAAAUAUCUAUGUUCUCCAGUACCUGGACAAAUCAAUCCAGGACGAUGUAGAGAUCAGGAGCAGGGCUCUGGGCUACAUGUUGGAAGUAUAUCAGAAACAACUGUCCUACCAACGAGAGGAUGGUUCAUUCAGUCCUUUCGGAGCCAGCGACACCUCCGGUAGCAUAUGGUUGACGGCCUUUGUGCUGAAGUGCUUCCUCCAGGCUAGGCCCUACAUGCAGGUAGACCAGAGUGUCCUGACCAGGGCCGUGACUUGGCUCUUGAAACACCAGGGACCCCAAGGAGAGUUCAGGGAGGUGGGCAAGGUAAUCCACACGGAGAUGCAGGAAGCACUGGAUAAUGGUCAGGUGGCACUCACUGCCUUUGUAAUGAUGGCACUGCUGGAGGACGACAGCUAUGCGGAUAUGUACCCAGGGAAUCUGUCCUUGGCCCAGAGCUACCUGGAGAACAAAGCGGCCAGCGGAGGGAUCAGUAACUACAGCCUGUGUCUGACGGCCUAUGCUUUAGCUCUGGCCAAUAGUCCUGCAGCCGAACCUGCCCUGGAUAAAGUCAGCAGCAGAGCUGAUUACAAAGCUGGAGUCAUGAUGUGGACCUCCUCUGCUAGCCUGGAGCCACAUAACUUGAAGCCGAGCUCAGCACAGAUCGAGAUGGCCUCUUAUGUGCUCCUUGCUCUUUAUAAGCGCGGCAGCUUCGUGGAGGCCAUUCAACUCUUGAUAUGGUUAGCAAAGCAGAGAAACCACCUAGGAGGCUACAGGACAACACAGGACACAGUAGUUGCCCUCGAGGCUCUGGCGUGUUACGCUGCCUUCAGUGGUGCCAACGCCAUCGACCUCAGGCUCAACAUAACCGCCCCAGAGUCUCAGUUUUCAUCACUCUUCAGCAUCAACUCCUACACCUAUCUGACCUAUCAGAGCCGAGAGAUCAAUACUGAUACAGAUAUAAACCUAAAUAUAUACAUGGAAGGAAGAGGAUUUGCAGUAUUUCAGAUGAACAUAUUUUACAACCUGGACAGCAAAGUUUUUUCACAGAUCCUCCAGCAUGACAAACAGGAGGAGGCUUUCACAUUAGAUGUUGACGUUACUGAUGAAAUAGACCACGAUCACCUGAUGUUAUCCAUAUGUACGAGAUUAAAGAACAGUGUGGUGGUGUCUCAUACUGGCAUGGUGAUUUUGGAAGUGGGCAUGCUCAGUGGUUUCAGUCUCUCUCCUGGAGCUGCUGCCCCAACAGAGCUCAUCAGAAAGGUGGACAUACUGCCUGAGAAAGUCAGCUUCUAUCUAGAUUCACUUAACAAGUCAGAGGUUUGCAUCAUACUACCACUCAUCAGAAAAUACAAAGUGGCCCGCGUGCAUGACGCUAUGGUGAAGGUUUACGACUACUCUGAACCAACGAGAGGAGCAUCCCAGACAUACAACUCAGAUGACCUGCACAACAUGAAAGCCUGCUCCUACUGUGGUGAAAACUGUGAUCGCUGUAGGCCAGGAAUCACCAUCACCAUGUCCUCCCCGCUGCUAUCCAGCUCCAAAAGCAGCAAUGACUACAGCAUACCUUGCCUUUUUCUCUGUGUCACUGCUCUUUUUAUUAGAGUCUAAAUAGAGUAAAUGUUAUGUAAGAAGUAGUGAUGUAAUGUUAGCAGGUACAUGCACUGGAUGCAAUUUCAAAUGUUUUUAAAUUUGGUAUUGCCAAUAUAAUUAUACCUUGACAAGUGAUUGUAAUAUUUAGAGGCCUCUUUGGCUACGCCCACAUGCCUUCUGCUGUUUAUGAAUAGAUUCUCUACUAAUGCCAUUUUCUAUUUGAUUUCAUGAAUAAAAACAUUCAUUGAUAAUUCUUGUUCAGUUGGCAGCAGAACAAAUAAAACAAGUCAUUCCUCAGUACCAGAAACCUAAACUUAGAACAUUUUAAACUGUCUGAAGACAUAAAAGCUACAAUAAUAUUCAUUCUGAAACCUGAAUGUACUUUUUUGUUUUGAUGGUUUAACAUGUAACACUGCAACUUGAGUUUGGUACAAAUAUGGCACCAAGAAGAGCAAAGCGAGUGAAACAUCAUUUGGAGACAAUUUUACUCUGCCACGUCACGAAAACUCUGAGCCAAAGGAAUGCAUGCUGACCUGCACAGAGAACUCACACAUGCAAGUCAUCACCAGAGAGAGAAAUCAGGUUAGACGUCGCUGACACUUCUUGAAAUAUGAAUGUUAUUCCUUAAGAUUUCAUCCUACUGUGCAAAGUCCAUGACAUAUCUCAUUUUGUUUCACACCAUGUUUGCUGAUAAAUAUUCUGUCAUUUUACUCUGACAGGUUGUAACUUUAGAAGUAAAGCGAUAUUAGGGUCUGCUCCGGUGAUGGGAGCUGGAAAUGAUCUUUGACCUCUCUGAACCUUUUUGUUUUCCCUUUAAGAAAGAAUUAUGUUCAUGUUUUAAUUGCAAUGCAUAUCUGUUUUAUGUGCAAGAUGUUGUACAGGGCAUGUUGGGUAAAGACAUUUCCCUCAAGGGGCAAUAAAGC